Malania oleifera is the source of this 4347-nucleotide messenger RNA. Its product is annotated as pentatricopeptide repeat-containing protein At1g22960, mitochondrial. The record is from RefSeq and is a predicted model, not a curated record. Gene Ontology annotation, molecular function: protein binding. Lineage: Eukaryota; Viridiplantae; Streptophyta; Magnoliopsida; Santalales; Ximeniaceae. Bases 51 to 2285 code for a protein of 744 amino acids. The transcript has 6 exons.
AUGAAGCCGGAAGCAGGAAGAAGCUGCCAGAAAUGACGAAGAAGAAGUAGAUGAUUGUUGAGCUAUCCCUCGCUUUCUUUCUCAUGGCCGUCUGUUUCAGCGCGGCCAUCUCCAUCAGAGCCUCAAAAACUUUACCCGUUGCCUUCAAUCUCGCAUCUCUCACUCUAAAGGUACGCCUACGCCUUCUCUUUCGCUUCUCCUCCUCAACAAGUAAUCAGUAUCCAUAUAACAACAUCAACCCAACAUCCUCUGAAACCCGCUUUCACCACCUCAUCUUCAAAGCCAUAGACGAUAAAAAAAUUAAUUGCCGGGUUGCCCAUCAACUCCGGGCGGUACUUCUGGACCCGGACUUGUUCAUUCGUCUCUUGAAUUCGGUACGGGACACUCCACGAAUCGCUUUUAGGUUCUUUCAGUGGGCGGAGAGACAGCCGGAUUACAAUCGGUCGGAGUACGUGUUCUGUGUGGUUUUGGAAUUACUUGCCGAGAAUAAUUUAAUGCAGUCGGCGUUGUCGGUGAUGGAAAGAGUAGUUAGUGCGAAUUUGCAUGCAAUUGUGGAUGUUUUGGUUGAUGGGUAUCUGAAUUCGAAGGUCUCGACUAAACUUCUUGAUGUUUUAUUAUGGGUGUAUACGAAAGGUUCCAUGGUUGAACAAUGUUUGUUGACUUUUGAUAAGAUGGUACGAAAUGGGUUAUUGCCUGAUGUGAAAAAUUGUAAUAGAAUCCUUAGGAUACUUAGAGAUAGAGACCUUGUCAGUAGAGCUAGAGAAGUUUACAGAAAAAUGGAUGAGUGUGGGAUUGAGCCAACCAUUGUUACCUAUAAUACUUUGUUAGAUUCAUUUUGUAAAGAAGGGGAAGUGCAGAGGGCAUUAGACCUUCUACUGGAGAUGCAAAGGAGAGGAUAUGCCCCCAACGAUGUUACUUAUAAUGUGUUGGUUAAUGGGUUGUCCAAGAAAGGAGAAUUAGAGCAGGCCAAAGGACUAAUUGGGGAAAUGUUGAACUCGGGAUUGAAGGUUUCAACAUACACAUAUAAUCCUUUGAUUCGUGGAUAUUUUGAGAAGGGAAUGGUUGAAGAGGCUUUAGGACUUGCAGAAGAAAUGGUAAAUAGAGGAGCUUAUCCCACUGUGGCAACUUACAAUACCUUUAUGUAUGGUUUUUGCAUGUCAGGGAAAAUGGAUGAUGCUAGACAACAGUUUUAUGAGAUGUUGAAGAAGAAUUUAGCACCAAAUAUUUUUUCGUACAACAUUCUAAUCCAUGGGUAUUGUAGGUCGGGGAACUUAAGGGAGGCUUUCCAGUUGUUUGAUGAGCUAAGUUGUCAGAAUCUUGUUCCCACUGUUGUUACCUAUAAUACCCUCAUUGAUGGUAUUUGUAGACUGGGGGACUUGGGUGAUGCUAGGCUGCUCAAAGGUGAAAUGAUCAACCGAGGAAUUCUCCCUGAUGUUUUUACUUAUACUAUUCUAGUAAAUGGGUCUUGCAAGAUGGGAAACUUAACAAUGGCUAAGGAAUUCUUUGAUGAAAUGUUGCGUGAAGGGUUGGAGCCUGAUCGCGUCGCUUACACAAGUAGAAUAGUGGGUGAACUGAAGCUUGGUGACCCAUCAAUGGCAUUUAGCCUUCAAGAAGAAAUGUUAGCUAUGGGUUUCCCACCUGAUGUGAUAACCUAUAAUGUUUUUGUAGAUGGGCUUAGUAAAUUGGGAAAUUUGGGAGAUGCGUGUGAGUUGUUACGGAAGAUGGUUCAUGAUGGUCUCAUUCCGGAUCAUGUAACAUAUACUAGCAUCAUUCAUGCUCACUUGGAAUGUGGGCAUUUCAGGAAAGCUGUGGAGGUCUUCUACGAGAUGACGAGUAAAGGCUUAUCCCCUUCUGUAGUGACUUACACAGUAUUGAUUCAUGCAUAUGCAAGUAAAGAGAGGCUAGCAUCGGCAUUUAUCCAUUUCUCAGAGAUGCAGGAGAAGGGUGUGCUGCCAAAUGUGAUUACUUACAAUGCUAUGAUAAAUGGUCUUUGCAAAGUGAGGAAAAUUGAUCAGGCUUACAAAUUUUUUGCUGAGAUGGAAGAUAAAGGAAUAGUUCCUAAUAAGUUCAGCUACACUAUUUUAAUCAAUGCGAAUUGCAACAUGGGUAAUUGGCAUGAAGCUUUAAGGUUGUAUAAACUAAUGUUAGAUAGAAAUAUUCAACCUGAUUGUUGUACACACAGUGCGCUUUUGAAGCAACUAGGUAGGGACUACAAACUGCGUGCUGUCCAGUGCCUUGAGGAUCUAAUUUUGGGUAAUAAAGAAACUGCCGGAGCAGAGACUUGAUAAACCCUCUAAUGAUAUUUUUAUCUUCUAAAAUUUGACGGGGGCAUGCUUAUUGUUAAAGAAACAAUGUCAUCCAACUUCAAAGUCACUCCAGUGGUCACUUAUUCAAAUUCUCGGAUAAGUGAGCAAGUGAAUUUUCAGGCUGAGCUUCUAAUUUGUGACUUUGAUAGUUUGGAAGGUCAACAAUCUGAUAUGGCAGCAGAGCCUUGGCACUGCAUGAUAAGUUUUUUACUGGUAAAGAAGUACAUGGAUUGGAGCAGUUAUUUGUUGUUUUCGAAGCCACAUUUUGCUGCAAGACAGAUUUAGGUUCUCUUUUUGCCAUUAAUCUCUAUCUCAUUGGAUCACAAUUAUCCUGAACCCUACUCUAUCGCCUUGUAUGCAAUCUCUCUCUCUUUAAAUCUGCAAUAACGGAGAGGGAAACUGUCCUUUAAAUGAUGGUAUCAGUGACUUUGAUGAUUAACUAUUGUGCAAUGCCAUUGUGGCAGCAAUUUAAGGCUUCAAAGGCCUUUAUGGCUCUUGCUCUCAAGCCAGAAAACAAGCUGUUCUUCUUGGCAAGCCACAUCUGGUAGUGCUUCAGGAUCUCUCGUGUCAAGUGUCUCCAUUCUUGGAAGGAGUUGGAGGUGGCCCUGGUAGUAGAUUUCAUAUUCGAAGUGAUGAGAGAAAUGCAAGUUAUGAGGAUCCUCCUCCACACCAUUUUGUACGGUGAUGACUUGGGCGUUGGACUUGGAAUGAGUUUGAGACCUUUAAGCGAAGAAGUGUGCUGAAACUGUGGAAAGACAUUUAUUAGUGUUGACUUCUAUGAUAGCAUCUGAGGAUGGAUGGACCCUGCUUAGUGCUGGAAGAGGUAAAUGGCUUUGGAGGUACCCUCUGGAAACUGAAUCCCUAUGGCAUAAGGUGAUUAAGAGUAAGUGCGGGAUCAAAUGGAAUUGGCAGGAGAAUAGGGCAGUGGCAUCAUCUCUCACACAGUCACACGUGUACCUGGAAAUUUGUCUCACAAGUAGCCAGUCAAUUCUUUCCAGUUGGUUCAAUGUUGGUAAUGGCAAAAAAGUUUGUUUAUAGGAAGAUGUGUGGGCGGGAGAGACUUCAUUGGAGCUGAAGGUUCCUCAUUUUUUAAGCUUUCAUCACUUCAUAAUGCUCCCAUCAUCUCCCUUAUUUCUUCAGAGGAGGGCUCUUCUUCUUGGGAUUUCCAUUUCUUCAAGAAUCUCAAUGACAGAGGGUCAAGAAGCUCACUAUCCUUAUUUCCUGGUUGGACCAGCACAUUCCCUCUUCUGGCGAGGAUGAGAAUGUGGGAGGGGGAUUCUUCAGGUAUCUUUACUUUCAAAUCUUUCCUAUAUCUCACCUUCUUAAAACCCACAUCCCCAAUCUUUUUCUUUGGAACUGCUUGAUUUGGAGGGCUAAGGUGGGGAUGGUUCGGGCUUUUGUCUAUACUGUGAUUUUGGAAAGGAUUAGCACACAUGAUGUGCUUCAGAGGAGGACACCAUAUAAGGCUCUUAGUCUUGACAUGUGCUUCAUGUGUUGUGAAAGCAACGAUUCAAAUGCCCAUUUCUUAUGCAUUGCAAGGUGGCAUUGCAGCUCUGGAAUGGCCCUUUUUUCAUUGGCAGGGGAAGAGUGGGUGGCUCCAGGGAAAGGGGAGAGACUUGCUUUUGGUUAAUUUCAGGGGUUUUGAAAAGAACAGAAAUGGCAGAGCUCUGUUGUGUGUAACUGUUUUUGCUAUCCUUUGGACCUUGUUGAUAGAGAGGAGCUCUAGUAUUUUUAAAGGUUAAUCAAUUUGCUCAUGGCUUUUGUAGGAUAGAGCAAUUUUCCUAGCCUCCUUGCGGGUGCACUCUUUGGGAUAUUUUGGGGGCUUAUCACUGUGCAACCUCAUUAGAGAUUGGGAGGCAGUGCUUUUGUAAUUUUAUUUUGUUUUUUUAUUUAAUAUUGUUUUUUGUUUUCCUGUUCUUUUAUUUCCUUACUAUAUUAUAGUUUUCUUGUGCUAUCAUAGUUUGUUGGGGAGGACUCCUUGUCCUCUAAAUCAUGUACUCUGAUUCUCAGGUUUAAUAAUAUUGUCUUCUUCUAUUAACUA